Messenger RNA from Mytilus californianus (California mussel), 7693 nucleotides. RefSeq lists its product as uncharacterized. Gene Ontology annotation, cellular component: nucleus. The record is from RefSeq and is a predicted model, not a curated record. Bases 63 to 1898 code for a protein of 611 amino acids. Gene Ontology annotation, biological process: regulation of gene expression. Lineage: Eukaryota; Metazoa; Mollusca; Bivalvia; Mytilida; Mytilidae. Gene Ontology annotation, molecular function: protein binding. The transcript is spliced from 10 exons.
UUUAUGACAACAUUCCAAAUAUGUUCCUGUUUACAUGAAAUGAAGAUAUAAUUGUAUAGAACAUGGUUUUUGAAGAGUCUGGAAUAUUUCAGACAAGAAAGAACAUAAAGCUUGAACCUGUAGAACAUUCAGACUUUAAUUCUGGGAUGACAAAGUUACAAGUUACUGAAAACAAUGGAAAGACAGGAGAGAAAAGUACAGACGAUCUUUGUGACCUCUUGUUGAGUCUUAAAAUAGAGAAACUUAAAUCUAAAGGACCUAAUGGACUUGUUCAGAGAGGAAAGCCACAGGUUAGACAACCAGUAAAUUCAAACUAUAUACAGAAGCAAUCAUUUCAAGAUUGGCAAUUCCCAGAUUUGAAAGUUUCUGAACUUUAUGGUAGUGUUGUGAAAGUUGAUUCCCCAGAUGGCUUUCCAUAUAUUCCAAAUGAUAACCACAUAGGCCAUCAAAACAUACCAAAGUUUCCACCACAAAAUAAUCUUGUUCAGGGUGUAGACUUUAGUUGUCAGGUGUGGUCACGUCAGCACUUCCCAUUUUGGCAGUAUAACAGACGUUCAAGACCGAUAACAGCUAGAUCAGAUCCAAAUGUUAGUGAUGGGCCAGUUAACAUACCGAGGAACAAUAGCAGACUACCAGAUAUAUUAGACGGACCAGGAUCCAGGAGUAAAUCAUCAAGCAGCAAUGAUAUAGAAACAGAUGAAGUACCCUAUGGUCCGACAUAUGAUUUAGAUGACCCAUUCCUCCGUUCAUUAACAGAUCAGCAGUUUCCAUUGUUUGAAGAAAUCACAAAUUUACAUAGAGAUUCAAAAGACAUUGAUUAUUUCAAUGAGAAUAGUAAUUCUAGCAGCAGUGAUGCGUUUAGUCAAAGUUCCCCGCUGAAUAAUCAUGAUAAUGAUCUGAAUGAUAUCAAUAACAUCAUCAAUGAAUACUCUUAUACCACAAGUCCGAGCAGUAAAGUUGUCACUACCUUGGAAAAUUGUCGUUUGUCACCAGAUACUGUUGAAGUUGUUGACCCCAGUCGUAAACGGAGAGGUCAGGAUGGACAACCAUCUCCACCAAAACAGCCUCAUCUUGACUUUCCUGAUGCUGAUGAAGAUGGUGAUAGUGUCCUACAUUCUUUGGUGAUUGCUGAUGACUUUACAGAUGAUGAUAUGGAGAAGAUCUUAUAUUAUUUGGAAUUGGACACAGCUGAUCAGUUAUCAGAUAUAAUUGACAAACAGAAUAACAUGUGGAGGACUGCUUUGUUCUUGGCUGUGUUAGCAGAGAAGACAGAAUUUGUUCAGUGUUUAUUAGAUCAUGGAGCAAAUCCAAACAUACAGGGAAAGAUACAGUAUUCAGCUGAGACAUAUGACCUAAGGACACCCUUAAUGUUGUCUGUAGAGAGGGGAGAUAACUCUAUAGAGAUAACUAAGAUGUUACUGGAAUCACCAGACAUGAAUAUUAACUGUAGGAGUGAAAGUGACAGAUUAACAGCACUUCAUAUAGCUCUUAAAUCACACAGAUUACCCAGUAGUAACCGUGGAGGACUGGAUUGUACAAAGACAGUGAAAUUGUUGAUAAUGAAUGAGGCUGACACAGAUUUAGGGGAGGAUAGAAGUAGUAAAACCCCCUUGAUGUUGGUUAUUGAUACCUGUGAUCUGAGUCUGGUCAAAGUUUUCAUCAAUUGUGACACAGAGAAAAACCCAGAAACAAUAAGAUCAAAGAUGAAUGCUACAACACGGUCAGGUGACACAGCUUUACAUUUUGCUGCUGGUGCUAAUUUCGAACGGAAAAAGAAGUGCAAUUUGUUACGGCUUCUUGUCAACAGCGGAGCAGACAGUAGUAUUGAGAACAAUGAAAAAGAGAAACCUGAAAGUAUUACCACUAAAGAUCUGUGGAAAGAAGCAUUUAAAUGUUAAACAUAGAACUACUAUGGAGACAGACCUUGACUACCAUACUUACAAACACUGUUACUCAGAUCAAAAUGAUGAUUGUUAUUUGUUACAUUUUUUAACUACCGUGGAUUCAUUAUUAUUCCUUAGAUACCAAUUUUCGUGGAUUUUGUGGGUACAGAUAAACCAUGAAUUUCAAUGUUAAACAAAGUAUACAAUUUAUAUAGGCUCUUAUUCAGACUUUUACAAGUUUGUUUAUUAUUGUUACCCACGAUAAUAAAUGAAUCCACAUUAUUGUUAUUACUUAAUAUUUGUACAGUAUUUGUUUUGUGAUUUUGUUAGUGAUUUUGUACAGUAAGAUCUGUGAUAGUUAUUCUUGUUACAUUGUUUUGUCUGCAAUACCCAUUAUUUUCAUAAAAGUUAUUGUUAUGCACUGUAAUCAUCACUCAAUUUUUUCAAGAGUUAAAUUUAAUCAGGGACUUUUAAAUUUAGAUGAUUUUUUUCUGGGAUACUUGAAAUAAUUAAAACUUUGUAAGCUUUUGACUAAAUAUGUAAAAGACUUAAAAAGAGGAAUAAACACUCCAAUAUCGCGUCCUCUAAAGUUUGUACCUAUUAUUUAAAGACCUCCACUGCUCUUCAUUGCUGGAAUUAUUUGGGGUUUUACCUGUUUAUUUCUGGAUUAGUUCGUUACUUCAGCAAACUUUUGAUAGAGGCAUAAAGUCACAUAAGCUACAGUAUAUUUUACCAAAAUGGUUUAUUUCUGCUUAAAUAUUUUAAAGGUCAGCAAAUAAUAUCUUAAAUGCAUUACAAAUCAAAUAAUCAUUCAAAACAUUAAAAUAUAACUAAUUUUCAAAUAAAUUUGCUCAAUAUGACAUAACAUCCCAUAAGACCAUUCUGUAUAUAGUAAAAUCAAAACAUUACCCAAUUUGCAUUAAUUUUUAUCAUAAAUACACUUUUUGUGUGCUACAAUGUAUGGUAUGUCUUUGUCUUACAAUAACUUACAGUAAAUAUUUGUUAGAUUUUGAAUUAAGACGAUAUAUAUUUUGCAUAAUAAUUUGUUCGCUAAUAAAAGUUUAUUGACUUUCUAAAGCAUUUAAUGUAAAUAAUGCUAUUAAUUUUGCCUUGUUUUAGAACUGAUACUUUCUGUUUUAAUUUGACCUGUUAAGCAAAACACACAUCUGUACAGGUGCUGUGGAAGUCCUAUCUGGAAGACCUGCUUAAUCUAAGAAGAACUAGAUUAUAUUAUAAAGUUCAUAUAGGACUGAGAAACAAUGAAAAUGCACAAUAACAGCAUUAUUUUUGCAGAACAAUAAUGAAACCCAUCUUAUUUAUAUACAUAUACAUAUACAUGUACAUGUACAUUAACAUUAUUUCAAAAAAGAUUUUUUUUAACUUAAUAUGAUGCUAUGAUGUCUCAAAUUAUGAACCUGGGUACUCUCACUCAAAAAAUGUAUAAUGUAAAUAAUUUUUGUUGAUUUCUGAUUAGUUUUUGAUUUUGGAAACAUUGGCUACAUGCUCUGACCUAAUAUUUAUGGAUAUUACCCUUAUAAAUUUUUGAUCUCACGUUUAUUUUUGUCAGAGAGUGUAUUGCCAGUAUUUCCCAAAGGAUAUAUUGUUAAAAAAUGAGUAAACAGGAGUUGCUGUCAUAAAAUCUUGAAAAUUGACUUGUUCUGGGGAGAACCUGUCCUGAAUGUUUUGAAAUUAAAGGAUAAAUAGGUAUUUAUGAACUGAAGAAAGAUCUGAUUUCAGGUAACAGGUACUUAAUUGGUGAUCUCACAGAAUUUCAUGAAAUUUUGCAUGCAACUAGAGCAUGAGGCACUACUCAUAAAGAUUGACAAAAUUAUACAUGUAACUUUUAUACUGUAUGAGUAUUUUUAUAUUUACGUGAAAUAGAAGUACAAAUGUGUAGAAUACAGGUAAAUAUUGUAGAAAGAGUUCAACAAUUUUUACCAUAAAUCAUUAUUUUUCUAAAAAACUUUCCUACAAAUUUUCUUUAAAAGUGAUAUGUUAUUGCUUUUGAAAUUUCCUUUAUAAUGAUUAUUGUUGAAAAAUUUAAAUGGGGGUCACCAAAUUUGUUUUUUUGUGUGUAUAAAUAGUUGAAUCUUCUGACAGCUUGAAAACAGUACUGAAAAGGUAAAAGUAAGUGUGACUAAGUGACAGCAUUGUGAAUCAAAAUGUUAUUUUCAAUGUUUUUUUUAAAUAUUACAGAUACAUUUGAAUGUUUUAUGCAACAAAAAUGAAUUUGGUGACCCCUUUAAUUUUUAUGUUAAAUAGAAUGGAAAUUUAAGAGGCAAUAACAGAUAAUUUUUAAAGUGAGGACAGGUUUUUUGAGAAAAGAUAAUUUACAGUCAAAAUAUUCAAUAUAUUUGGUGAUAUUUAUGUGCAUCCUAUACAAAUGUACUUCUUUCUACAGAAUAUUCAAUUUGCAAUAUCACGAAAGUAUAGAAGUUACUUAUAUAUUGUAUUCGAUAUUCAUAUGCAUUUCCACAUGCUUUAGUUCCAAAUUUCAUAAAAAUCUGUGAGAUCCGCCAUUAACCCACAUGUAAACUUAAGCAUAUAAUUUAAGUUUGCAAUACAAAGUUACAAUUGUCAGUUUAUAUAAAUUGUAUAUACCUUUUUAUAAACAAAACCAGUAUGUUUGUGCAAUUAUCUAUUAUACAAAUAAUUAAGUAUGAAUUUCUGAUUUUUUAUUUUGUGAUGUUUUGUUAGUAGUGCUUGAAUAACAUUUAUAUAAUGAUUAUUUAUCUAUACAUUUUAUAUAUUUAUCUUUCCUGUAGAUACAUUUUUGAGAAAUGGGGAAAGUGUGUUACAAUAGUUUGUUCUAUGUUAUUGCUGUAACACUACUGUCCAAUUUUAGAGGUAGUUUUGACAGCUCACAAAUGUUCAACGCUGCUACAUUCUUUAUGUGCCUUAAGGUGGUACCAAACACCUUGACUAAAAUUAAUUUGGCUAUUUUAUUUUUCAUAAAAUUUUGACAAAAUAUUUACUUUGACCCUUUGACAAAAAUAUAAAAAUUUCAAAAAACUUGAACCACACACUUUAUCGGAGAAGUUUCAUUGGAUAUAUAGCAGUUUGACAAACACUAAUUUUGAUCAUUGAGAAGCUUAAUAUUUCCUUAACAAUAGAACGUGAUUAAAACGUUCAGCUGAUUUUUACAGAGUUAUCUCCAUGUAGUGUUAUGUACCACCUUAAUUAAGCCAGGAGUCUGUAGUCUAGUGGUUGUUGUUGGUCGCUGUCUUGUCAUCAUUUUUUUCAUAUACAUGUAAUAUUAUUAGCUUAAUUAUGCCAUUAGUUUUCUUGUUUGUAUUGUUUCAUGCUUUGUUAUUGGGGGCCUUUAUAGGUUACCAAACAGUAUGGGUUAGCUCAUCGUUGAAGAUACUUUUUAACUGACAAAACCAGUUUGUUUGUGUAAUUACCUUUUAUAUGAAAUAUUAAUUAUCAAUUUGUGAACUUUAAACUAUAGGAUGACCUGUAGUUAUAUGUAUCUUUUUUCUUUGGUCUUUUGGCAAAAAAAAAGCCACAUCUCCAUAUUGUAUACAUUUUAUUCUUAGACUAGGUACAGAUGAUACAUGUCAAGAGUAACUACUUACACUUGACUCAAGUAAUAUAUAGGUGAUGGUUCAGUUUCAAGGUUUGAUUUUUUCAUUGUAUUACAAUGUAUGUUUUUGAUCUAAUGAACUUAUUGAAAUCUAGAUUUGUAAAAUGCGUUCUGAAAAUAAAUGUAAUGAAAUAAAUAAAAACCAAAUUAAAAUGAAUUUAUCUAUCCAUUAAUUAAGGUUUGAACUAGUAGACAUUUUCUAUUACAAGCAAGGGCUUGCAUUUUUGAAUAGAAAUUUAUUAAAGUAUUAUAUGUAUUUGUACAAAAUGUAUAUAAAGAAAAUUUUCAUAUAUUUUAAACUUUCAUAAAAGAUAAUAGUUUGAGAUAAAGACUGUAUUAUACCUUGUAUUCAUAUAGUCAUUUUUUAUUUUGCCUUUUUCAUAUUCAUAGUUUAAUAAGGUUGUAUAUUUUUAUGAUGUUUUCUCAUAGUUACUGCUGAUAAUCAUCCAGAAAUUUAAGGAUAAUUUUUUGUGUGAAUAAUUCAUCCUAAAAAGAGAAAAUGACAGAACAUUGAAUUAUCUGUCAAUGAGUAAUAGUCAAAUCAACAUCUAUACCUAAACCAUGUAUGUGCUUCACAAACCAUAAAUGUUGAAAGGACUCAAUCACAACAUUGUUUCUAAAAUUAUAUUGUAUUGAAUAGUUAUCAAUAAUUUUUAUUAAAUUAUUUUCUUAUUAUUCAUUUGAAAUUGUAAAUACCAUUAUAUAAAUGUAUUUUCAAUUCAGCUGAUAUACUUGAGUUAGUAAGAAGAACAAAGAAGUAAAGUUUACUUGUUUGUUAAGUGGACCAUGAAAUCAAUAUUACUUUUUUUAUUUCAUAUGAUAAAUACCUGGAGAAGUGACAUAAUAUAUACAGAAGUUAAAUUAAGCACAAUAGUCCAUUUACAUAUAACCUACUUUCAUUUGGAUUCUAUAAUUUCUGUAAGAGUUAUUUCCCCUAAGGUUGGACAUCGUUGUCCUUGUGCUAUGAUUUGUUCAGCUGUAAUAACACUUGAACUUUCUAUUUUUGUUUCGUAACUUAGGGAAAUUAUCAAAGUUGGAAGGUGCAUUUGUAAUUUUUCAAAUUGGAUUAUCCCACAUUUACCUGAAUAAGUAUCAACUAAAAAGUUAUUUAAAAUAAAAUGACAAAUUAUUUUAACAAAUGAAUUAUAUGUAUAGGAUAUAUGACAGAUACUUAAGUUAAGUAUAGGCUUUGUUGCUUGGGUGUUUUUCAUUUAUUGGUAAUGGAACAUGUUUCACUUUGGGUUAUCUCCAUUUUAUCUUGAAAAUCUAAUCCAAAAUAUAGUUCAAAUGUAAAACAUGUUACAUUCCCCUUUACACGUGCUUUAUAUGUAUGUCUGAUAAGUCAAUUAUGUAUAUAAAGUAUCAUGUCACCUCUUUCGAUGCUUAUCAGAGAAACAUUAUUUAAUAUUACUUUCCAAUCAGAUUAUAGAACCGGUAGUGAAAGGUUUUAAUGGUUAGUUUCUACAUUGACAAUUGGUUAUAAAGAAGUCAUGGUUCACUGAACGAACUAAAGAAGUACUCACUAAAACAGUUCCAGUUGUAAAUCAAAUAAUGAGCAUGAUUUUACUUAUAAACAUUUUUCUCAACUACAGAAAAAAAGGAAAAUUUUUUAACAUUUUUUGAAAAAAUUAUAAAUGUUAUAAAUGUUUUCAUGUUAUCAUAAAUUUUAUAUCACAAAGUCAAAUAAACAACUUAAUGUUAGUACAUUUGUAUAUUUUUACUUGCAUAAAAUUUUGUUAACUACAGAAUAUAAUUUUUUCUUUAAAUACUGAUAAAUGGUCAGAAAGUUAUUUAGAUACAAUGUAUAUUCUCCAAAAUGUUCAGUUGUACAUUGCAGCUACUAAUGGUUAGGUGUGUGUUAGAAUACAUAAUAAAACAUCAUUAUUUAUGCAACUUCAUGGUUUGAAGAGAGGUAUAGCUUAAUGUUUGUUUUCAGGUCUGAAGAGGUAUAGGUUAAUAUUUAACUUAAGGUCUAAAGAAAGAAAUAACAAAUUUGAUUUUUAGACAUCUGUAAUCUUACUGACUUUUCAAUAGGUAUUUUGAAUAGUAUUUUUACUUGUAAAAUUUUACCAUGAUUUUUUCUUUCCAUGAUUUUUGAAUAUUUUCAAGUGAUGUUGAAGUUCUUCACAUUUCUUAACCUAAAAUUGAAAUUCUAUAAAUUUGUUAAGAUACACUUUUGGACAAAAUGUUUUGUAUAUUUAUAAAUAAAGAUAUGUAUACAAUA